AUGGAUUCAGAUCCAGUGCCUCCAUCGUCGUCGCCGGGAUUUGGAACCCCUGUGCAUCCUUUGCGAAAGAGCAAACAUAACCCACUUCCAAUGAUGACAUCCAUACUUCCAAUUUUGCUUCCGCCCUCAACCCUUCGACCUGUGGCUUUCCGCACUUUCACCCGGAAGCAUAACUUGACGAUAUCAUCUUCUGCACUCCAUACUCUAGCAACAUUUGUGGGUAAGAACUGUGGCUCGGGAUGGCGCGAAGAAGGGCUCGCAGAGCGGGUAUUAGAUGAAGUUGCUAAGAGUUGGAAAAGGGCUGGCGGUGGCGUUAUUGUUGAGGAGGGAAAAGGGGCAUCCUUGAAGGCCAUUCUGCGGACCAUGGAAGGGAACAUGAGUGGCGGUAGGGUUGCUAAUUGGAGGGCCAGUACAGCAGACGAAGGGUCAAUGAGCAUAACCAAUCAGAACAGCAGCGAUACUCAUUCUCUGGCAGCGCAGGACAUCAAAGGGCGAAAAGACACUGAGUUGUCGUUGUACCCAAGGUCCUGGAUUAAUGUCAUUGAAGCAUUCAGUAUCCCUCGGCUAACUUACAAUGCGGACAAGAAGUAUUUUGAAGUCGUGAAUUUUGACCCUAGUUUAUUCCCACCACCUUUGCGCAAUAUCAUGCUAUUCAGAGACCGAUAUAACAUUGUUUGCCAGCGUUUACUCCGGAAUGAAUCUUUCCAAACAUCGAUGGGGCUGUCAGAUGGACUUUCUUUACAUCAGCCAUCACCCUUUGCUACCAAACAAGGUUAUAGACUCACCCCCAUCGCAAACUUGCUUGGCAGAAGUGGUACCUCGCAUUUGCUACUUGGUUUACUCUCCGUCUCUCCUACAGGCGAUCUAUCUCUCAGUGAUUUGACGGGCAGCAUUUCAUUAGAAUUAAACCAUGCACGCAUGGUACCCGAAAAUGGUGCUUGGCUUGCCCCUGGUAUGAUUAUACUUGUCGAUGGGAUCUACGAAGAGGAAGAGAACAUCAAAGGGUCAAGUUUGGGUGGAAAUAGCGGAAUUGGAGGCGCCAUAGGAGGUAGAUUUGUGGGGGUUUCUAUCUGCGGCCCGCCUUGUGAACGGCGAGAGACGUCUUUUGGAAUGAAUGUUCGGGAAAGCAGAGGGGAAGUCAACUCUAGCGGAGGUCUCGGGUGGGUUGAUUUUUUGGGACUUGGAAGUGAGCGUGCACAAGGUUCACGCAUGAGGCAGAUCCAAGCUAGAUGCCUCGAGUAUAUGCGCGAUGGCUUCGAAAGCCCUUGUCGACUCAAGAUCGCCAUUAUGAGUGAGGUGAAUCUUGACGAUAUGAAGACUGUGGAUGCUCUCCGAAAACUUUUCAAUUUAUACAAUGAUUUGCCCCUUGCAGAGCGCCCGAUGGUCUUCAUCCUGAUUGGGAACUUCGUUCAGAAAACUACAAUCAAUGGCAGCGGCAAGGCAGGGAGCAUUGAGUACAAAGAAUAUUUUGACUCACUCGCGGGGGUUCUGUCCGAUUUUCCCUACUUGCUGCAGCAUUCUACUUUCAUAUUUGUACCCGGUGACAGUGACCCAUGGUCAUCUGCUUUUGCGGCUGGUGCUGCUUCCCCCGUUCCCCGCCCAGCGAUCCCUGGGCUGUUCACAUCGAGAGUGAAACGUGUAUUUGCGAUGGCAAAUUCUGAGCUAGAUCGGCCUCAGUCGUCUGGGCCAAUCGGCGAGGCUAUCUGGACCUCAAACCCGUCACGUCUCACUCUCUUCGGGCCGAUCCACGACAUCGCUAUAUUUCGGGAUGACAUCUCCGGGCGGCUGAGACGCAGUGCAGUGAAUAUAAAACAGGAUGUGGAUAACACUGGUGCUGCGACGGAAGAAGAUUUGAACCCUCAAGACCAAAUGAUAUCGGCUGCGCCUGAAGAUCGUACGGAGAAUCCAAGAACAGGCGUAAAUACCCUUCCAGCUCCCUCUGCAGUUCUCACGGCCCGGAAGCUUGUCAAGACGAUAUUAGAUCAAGGAACUCUGUCUCCUUUCCCUCUGUCGCUGCGACCUGUGCUCUGGGAUUAUGUAUCCUCGUUGCAACUGUAUCCACUUCCAACUGGCCUUAUUCUAGCAGACGCUGAGGCGGAACCAUUUUGCAUGACUUAUGAAGGAUGCCAUGUGAUGAACCCCGGAAAGCUGACUUCUGAGGGUGAGCUGUCUUGCAUGCGAUGGAUCGAAUAUGAUGUUCUGAAAAAUCGAGGCAAAGUAAGAGAGGAAAGUUACUAG
This is a messenger RNA of Aspergillus tanneri, 2238 nucleotides long. It is a transcript of the gene DPB2, whose product is annotated as DNA polymerase epsilon noncatalytic subunit. The transcript has a single exon. Bases 1 to 2238 code for a protein of 745 amino acids. Gene Ontology annotation, biological process: DNA-templated DNA replication; error-prone translesion synthesis. The record is from RefSeq and is a predicted model, not a curated record. Gene Ontology annotation, molecular function: DNA binding. Gene Ontology annotation, cellular component: epsilon DNA polymerase complex. Lineage: Eukaryota; Fungi; Ascomycota; Eurotiomycetes; Eurotiales; Aspergillaceae.